Mugil cephalus (flathead mullet) is the source of this 2874-nucleotide messenger RNA. It is a transcript of the gene umps, whose product is annotated as uridine monophosphate synthetase. Gene Ontology annotation, biological process: 'de novo' pyrimidine nucleobase biosynthetic process; 'de novo' UMP biosynthetic process. The record is from RefSeq and is a predicted model, not a curated record. The coding region runs from base 186 to 1670 and encodes 494 amino acids. Lineage: Eukaryota; Metazoa; Chordata; Actinopteri; Mugiliformes; Mugilidae. The transcript is spliced from 10 exons. Gene Ontology annotation, molecular function: orotate phosphoribosyltransferase activity; orotidine-5'-phosphate decarboxylase activity.
GGGGACAGAAGUCCAGACCCUUGAGAUUGCAGGUUACUACUAAUACUUUUGAAUCUGCGAUGAUCCGUCGCUUUUAUGUUGAAGAGGCGGAAGUGCGCACGUACUACGCGCGCUUGCACCCCCGGAAGCAGGAAACGGAGUAUCUCGGAAGUUAAGUCGAGUUCAGGCCCCUAAGCGAACUAAAAAUGGCUAACGUUUGCGUUAAAAAUUUAAUUCUGGAGCUCCACGAGGUGAACGCGGUGAAGUUUGGGGAGUACAAGCUGAAGAGCGGCAUGAUGGCACCAAUUUACAUCGACCUGAGGGUUCUUGUGUCUCAUCCAAAACUCAUGAACCAGGUUUCAAGUCUCAUCUACCAGCGGGUGCAAGAGAAGGAACUGCAGUUUGACUCUGUGUGUGGGGUUCCAUACACAGCGCUGCCUCUGGCCACAAUUAUCUGCUCCACGAAUGAGCUACCCAUGCUCAUCAGGCGAAAGGAGGCCAAGGACUACGGCACAAAGCGGAUGGUGGAGGGCUCGUUCCGUGAGGGGGAUACCUGUCUGAUCAUUGAGGACACGGUGACCACUGGCAGCAGUAUCCUGGAGACAGCUCAAGUGCUCAACAAAGAGGGGCUGAAGGUGAAUGACGCCAUCGUGCUCAUGGACAGAGAACAAGGUGGUGCAGAGAUGUUGGACUCUCAAGGAAUCAGGCUUCAUCCCAUCAUCCCCUUGUCCAAGGUGCUCGACGUGCUGCAGACUGCCGAACGCAUCGACGCCCAAACCGUCCGAAGUGUCCGCAAGUUCAUCCAGGAAAAUAAUACUUUUAGCCCCAAGAAGGAGAAUGAUAACAGCACCCCCACCCCCAAGAAGCAACGUGUGGAGCAGGAGCUGAGACUGAGCUAUGCGGACAGAGCCAAGCUACCAAAUGUUCACCCUGUGGCAUCGAAGCUGCUGAACAUCAUGGAGGAGAAGCAGUCCAACCUCUGCGUUUCUGCUGACGUGACCAGCAGCGAGGAGCUGCUCCAACUCGCAGAUCGUCUUGGUCCGAAGAUCUGCAUGCUGAAGACCCACAUCGACAUCCUCGAGGACUUCACAGGGAACUUCUGCGAGAAACUCCAGGCCUUGGCUGAGAAACACAACUUCCUCAUCUUUGAAGAUCGCAAGUUCGCCGACAUUGGGAACACAGUCAAGCAUCAAUAUGAAGGCGGCGUAUAUCGGAUCUCAUCAUGGUCCCACAUAGUGAAUGCUCAUGUGGUGCCGGGGCCCGGCGUCGUGAAGGGUCUGAGCGCAGUAGGAAAACCUCUGGGCCGAGGAUGUUUGCUCGUAGCUGAGAUGACCUCGCAAGGCUCACUGGCUACCGGUGAAUACACAAAAGCAUCGCUGCACAUGGCAGAGGAGCACUCGGACUUUGUGAUUGGAUUUAUCUGUGUCUCUAAGAUCAGUCAGAGGCCGGGGUUCAUCCACAUGACCCCUGGAGUGCAGAUGCAAGCUGGAGGAGAUUUGCUGGGACAGCAGUACACCACCCCAGAGGAAGUCAUCUACAACAAAGGCUCUGAUGUCAUCAUUGUGGGACGAGGCAUCUUGGAGGCCCCUGAUAGGCUGAAAGCUGCCGAGUCCUACAGAAAGUCGGGCUGGGACGCUUACACAAAGAGCUUGAACCAGUGUCCAAUAGGAGCCAAUGGGUUGCAUGUGUAGCAUUACCUCGAAUUUCAGAUUUAAACUACAGCUGUAAUUUGAACCAUUUUCUAGGAACACAGUUGUAUUCAUAGUUAGACUGUAGAUAUGUGCAUCUACACACAACGCUGCCACAUCCAAAUGCACACAGUGCACACGGUCUAUAAACAUCUCCAAGGACACUUGCCAAAUAAAGGGAAUCGGAUAUCAUACCAUUGAACAUUUAUCAAAGUUUUUACAAAUCUGUCCUAUUAAUGAGUUUUUUUAUAAUGUAGUAUGUAGUAAUUACGUUCUCCAAAACUGCCGGGUUGUUUCUGAUUUGUCUUUUAAUGCAGGACCACUUAGGGGUCAUUCCCUCAUCAAGGAAACGGCUUCUGGUCGAAUUUAAGCUUUUCUUUCUCACAAACCCAUAUAAAAGAACACAUGGUGUUCAUAAUGAUGGUGGGAUUAUCAUGUACUAUCAUAUAAAAGUUAAACGCCAAUAUUUAGGGAAAAACUAAUUUGGAUGGCCACUAAUAGUUUUUUUUUGGGGGGGGGGGUCCAAUUGGUCAUAUAAAAUGAGGAGCUAGUCUUGUACACACUGCUAUAGUUGUGUAAGUUCAGACAUUUUAAAGGCUACAGGGCAGUUACGAAUUAAAAAAAUAAAUAAAUACAUAAAAAUGAAGAAUCCAUUUUGAAUUGCAGUACUAAGUGACAUAGCCUGAAGUUUAUUUUGUUUUUUAAGGGUAACACUCGAUUGAUUUGACUGAGCAGUGGUAGGUCAGCUUGCUAUUUAUUUUCCAGCCACUGGUAGUAUUAGAUCUUAUUAAUGAUGUCAUUAGUGUGGCCUCAAACUGCUGUGAAUCACAGGAAAAGGGAGUGUAGAUUUGUCUGGGUUAGCUAUUAGAAUUGCCUUGAUUACGUCCGGUGUCUGCCGUCCUUAUGUAGAAUAACACACUGAGGGGAAGUAAAAUGAGAAUUGACUCACAGCUGCUGUUUACACUGGCAGUUCAACUUGUGUCACUUCCUUUGUAAAGCGGAUACGAGUUAAAUGCUGCAAACAGUGCCCCGGAGUCAUGACCGGUACAGGUACAACCAUAGGCACCGGUCCUGUUGGAGUUGGUGGAUUUUUUUUUUUUUUCUUGCAGAGACCUUGUUAGGUGUUUCCCUCCUUUAUUAACAGAAAUAAUAAAUUUUAAUUUUUCUAAAACGAGGUUAAAUAAAUAAAUCUUACGUUGAAAAAUCA